AUCUUCACUACCUGCCAGAACACCAUGUCCCGACCACUGGAUAACGCCGCCCCGACGAUUUUUGCCACGCAGGCUGCGCACCGUGCCGAGGCGGUGUGGAGCGAGGCGUACGAAGAGGAGAGCGAGGGCAGCGGGAGCGGGAGCGAGGUGGGCGAGGAGAUCGAUGCGCAGGAGGUGUUUGAUCUCCUCCGCUCCGUCACCGACCCCGAGCACCCAGUUAGCCUCGAGCAGCUGCGCGUCGUGAGCCGCGAGGACAUCCAUGUCGUCGGCAACCGCGUGCUCGUGUAUCUCACCCCGACAAUUCCGCACUGCUCCAUGUCCACGCUGAUCGGUCUAUCGCUCCGUGUCCGCCUCCUCCGCGCUCUGCCGCGACGAUACCGCGUCGAUAUCCGGAUCAAGCCUGGCACGCACCAGUCUGAGCACGCCGUCAACAAGCAGCUCAACGACAAGGAGCGUGUGCAAGCCGCCCUGGAGAACAGCCACCUCCUGCAGGUCGUCGAGGGAUGUCUUGCGACGGCUGGGAGGCGGGGUGCGCCGGCACCGGAACACGAGGAGCACUAGAUGGUCUGGAGUGUCCUGGAGAAUACUGUCGAGCAUGAGGAAAUAGUUAGUCUGAGGCCAGUAGUGUAUCUGUAGCAUUUGCAUCGUGUGACGUGGCGC
Molecule: messenger RNA, 660 nt
Organism: Cutaneotrichosporon oleaginosum
Lineage: Eukaryota; Fungi; Basidiomycota; Tremellomycetes; Trichosporonales; Trichosporonaceae
Biological process (GO): iron-sulfur cluster assembly
Source: RefSeq, a predicted model, not a curated record